AUGCUGUCACCAUCCACCUCAAAAUCAAAUCGUGGGCAAAAACGCAAGAAGAAAUCCGACUUUAAUAAGCAGGGUCAGGCCGACAAUAUCAUAAACAUGAUUUCUGCUGAACAAGCUAAAGUGACAAAGCCAUCAACAUCAAAGUCAAGUCGACGAAAAGGCAACUUUGUUCAGAAAUCCAAGCAGGGAAUGACAAGGAACUGGUUGGAUGUUCCGUCCGAUGUAAUGGAGAAUAUAUUGUCUAGAAUUGGUGUGUAUGACAUACUUGAUAAUGCCCAAAAAGUGUGCACUACUUGGCAUCGAAUCUGUAAGGAGCCCGCUAUGUGGAGGACUGUUUCAAUGGACUAUUCACAUCGAUGGCGAUGGCCUGUAUUUCGGAAGAUUUGUAAGCAUGUUGUGGAUAGAAGCCAAGGCCAGAUGGUUGAUAUCUCUAUUGAUGACUUUUGCGAUGAUGACUUUCUUCGGUAUAUUGCUGAUAGUUCUGGUCAAAACAGUGAUGCACCUGAUUUAAGGCACCUUGAGUUAAUUAAGGACACCAUGACGAAUGUUGGGUUAAGGAUGAUUCUAGAUGGUUGUCGUCACCUUGAAUUACUUGACUUGCAUCGAUGUAAGUACAUUGAUCUUAAGGGAGACCUUGGAAAAAGAUGUUCUGAACAGAUCAAACAUCUAAAGCUUCCUGAUGAUGAGUAUAUGUACGUAUGA
Molecule: messenger RNA, 702 nt
Organism: Erigeron canadensis
Lineage: Eukaryota; Viridiplantae; Streptophyta; Magnoliopsida; Asterales; Asteraceae
Product: putative F-box/LRR-repeat protein 23
Exons: 3
Coding region: 1-702 (233 amino acids)
Molecular function (GO): protein binding
Source: RefSeq, a predicted model, not a curated record